Messenger RNA from Triticum urartu, 727 nucleotides. RefSeq lists its product as uncharacterized. The record is from RefSeq and is a predicted model, not a curated record. NCBI's taxonomy places the organism in Eukaryota, Viridiplantae, Streptophyta, Magnoliopsida, Poales, Poaceae.
ACCACAAGCUUUCUCCUCCCUCGGCUGGUUGGGUUGGUUGGUUGUAGCGUAGCCUCUGUCCUCUCUCCUCUCGGGGGUUCGGUCGUCGGUGAUGGAGAGGAAGGAGGGCGGGGAGAAGAUGGAGGAGGUGGAGGUGGGCGUCGGCGGGAAGAAGCCGGAGGAGGGGACCAAGCCGGCGCCGGUGUGCUUCAAGAAGCCGGCGGGCGAGGACACCGGCAUCCUGGAGACCACCAAGGACUACUUCAAGCAGCUCGGGAACACCAGCGCCGACACGCACUGGGACUGCAUCAAGAACAGGGUCCGCGCCGCCGGCGAGUACAUCUCCAACAAGACCAGCUCGGUGUUUGGCAGGCAGAAGGUGGAGCCUGAGGCCAAGGAGGAGACCCGGGGGGCGAAGCCAGAAGCAGCACCGGCGGCAGCUGAGUCUCAGUGAAGGCGUCCUGAGCUCGUGAUCGUCUUCCAUGAACCAACCUGAAGCUUCAUUCACUGAGAGUUGCGAGGUCUUAUCAGCCUAAGAGUUUUUCUUUUUCUCUUUGUCCUUCUGUUCGCCUAGUUGGGACAUGGUUUGCCUGAGCGAUUCCGCAUUGUAAGACCCGUUCCUAGCUGUGGAUCUUAGUCCGGUUGGUGCCGCCGUCAUUUGCGGUGCGUUUUGGUGACAUUUGUUUGUCCUAUCACCUAUGCUUCAUUUUGUCGUAUGGAAUGGAAGAUCAUAUGAUCAUGCAGCCUA